GGUCUAUACCGCAGACAGGUUAGGAGCAUAAACGUACUGUUUUACUUGUUGCGUUAAGUUUGAACAGUCUAACAGUAAAACAAGUAAAUAACAAAUUACUUUCAUGCACUUAUGAUUACAGGUCACAACUAACAAUCCUGGUCUGUCAAAUCUGGGAAGACCGCUCUAGCGCAGCCUCUAAAACGUAGAUGAUCUCGAACUAGUCCCCGUUAUACUGUACACGAGUUUGAUAUAUUUUUAACAGUGUAAGUUGGAAACAUGGAUGUGCCUAUCGCAGACGGUGUGUCCGCACCUCUGACUGGAAGAUGUUCCUUUUACGUGGAAAAGAAAAAGCGAUACUGCAAAAUGAUAGUUGGAAGUGGAAAAUCAUAUUGUGGAGAACAUGCUAACGCCGGCGAAAAGGAAUCUGAGAAUAAAAGAAUACCAUGUCCUCUGGAUCCAAAACAUACUGUAUUCGAAAACCUUUUAGCAAAACAUCUGAAGAAGUGCAAUUCCAGAGUAAAACCCAAGCCUGUGUUCUAUGUGCAAGAUAUUAAUGCUGGACCAACAAUUGAUGAUGACACUCCCAAAGUUGAGGUGCCCCUGGCGGAUCGCAGCAAAGCCGAGUUGGACAUACUCAUUACCAAACUGAAGACUGCUGUCAAAGGGUUCAAAUGCAAACACGAAGAAAGCAUCAAAUCUCAUGCUGCUCUCCACGAUGCGUUGAAUGACCCGAAGAAUGGGGACACAGCAUUUAAACACCUGAAGCAACAGGCGUCCCUUUUGGGAAACAUGGAAGACUUGCAGCUGCUUGGACCAAAGAGGUGUUUUGUUGAGUUUGGUGCAGGGAAAGGCAAGCUUUCUCACUGGAUCCAUGUUGCUCUGAAAGACUAUGACGACAUCCACUUCCUGCUUGUGGAAAGAUCCAGCACCCGUUUUAAAGUAGAUGGCAAACACCAGAAUGAUAAUACCAAAUUUGAAAGGCUACAAGUGGAUAUCCAGCACCUUGAUUUGCGUAAAGUCCCUCUCCUUCAAGAAAAGGGACUUCCUGUAGUUGGAGUAGGCAAACACUUGUGUGGAGCAGCAACAGACCUCGCUCUUCAGUGUCUUCUUGGCAGCUCGGAUGCCGCGGCGCGUGGGGGCCAAGACCCGCCGCCCAGCAAGCGCCUAAAGCUCCAGCAGCUGCCUGGGGAGUCCACAGGUGCGGAGCUACCGCCCAGCCCCAGUGUGGCGGAGGAGACCGGAGGCAGGCAGGAGCUGGCGGUGGGUGGGGUCGCCAUUGCCUUGUGCUGUCACCACCGAUGCGACUGGAGACAUUAUGUUGGCAAAGAGUUCUUCAAGGACAGAGGGCUGGGUGCCCCAGAGUUUGCUGCCUUCUUGCGCAUGUCAAGCUGGGCAACCUGUGGCUUCAGUCAAGCCAAACGGUCCUCUCCACCCCAAGGUCAGACUGGCGAAACCUUUGAGGAAGAGGCACAUGAGGCGACGGAGGAGUCUGAGCCAGACCUCUUAAAAGGAGUGUUGAAUGCUGAGGAUCGUGAACACAUAGGACGUCUGUGCAAGCUGCUGAUUGAUCAGGGCAGGGUUCACUUUCUGCAGCAGAGAGGAUUUGUCCCCAGCCUACGUUACUACACUAGCACAGACAUUUCUCUAGAAAACGUUUUACUAACUGCAGUUCCUGCCUCUAGCUGAAAAGAAAUUCCCAUGACGGUGAGGCCUGAGGAGAGAAUGGACAGAGAGAAUGGACAGCACAACUGUAGUUUGAGUAGGCAGUGCUGUUAUGACGUUUUGUUUGGUAAGAGACCUGUUCGCAGUUACUUUUUAGAUUUUACACUGGCAACAAUGAAAACAAAGACAGUUAAUACAUACAGGGCCAUGGUUUCGAACAUAUCAGACAAUAUUAUCAAUCUUAUUUAAAGUGUCACACUUUUUUACUGGGAAUUAAAUGGAAUUCACCCCAUAUGUUGGACAAGAUACAGUUAGUUCAAAGAGAAGCUGAAGAGGACACCCUUGACAAGACCAGGCCAUCACUGCACGGAGAACUUCGACACUGUGGACAAUAGGCAGACGAGAGGACCUGACAGAGGCCAACAUGAACGCCUACUCUGGUCACUGGGACGGGGCAGAUUCAUCCAAGGCUUUUAGGGUCACAUUUAAUUCCGAAGUGUAGUUUGAACCAGGUGCUGAAACACAUUUCAAAUGGUCAUUAAAAAGCAACAUUUAUUUUC
Esox lucius (northern pike) is the source of this 2204-nucleotide messenger RNA. RefSeq names its product tRNA methyltransferase 13 homolog (gene trmt13). Bases 259 to 1668 code for a protein of 469 amino acids. The record is from RefSeq and is a predicted model, not a curated record. Gene Ontology annotation, biological process: tRNA methylation. Lineage: Eukaryota; Metazoa; Chordata; Actinopteri; Esociformes; Esocidae. The transcript is spliced from 11 exons.